AUGCUACUUCACCGGGGUCGGGGACCCGGAAAAACUAAAGAUCAAGGUUGGGGGGCUAAAAAACGGGCGGCGGUUUCAGCAAGUCCCGCCGACUGCCCAAAUUUUGGGGGAACCCUCCCGGGCCCCUACGAUUUCCCUCCCCAACCCCCAGAGGGCCAUCUCGCCCCAGCCCGGGCCCUCCUCCGAAGAACCCCGUCUGAAAUUUGCAGCCGCCCCCCCCGAAAAACGCACCAUUCCCCCCCCCAAGCCUUGGAGGAUCUGCGUUUUGCGGGGAGUUUUUGGAAAAUACCGGGCGGGUGUCAUGGCGUUUUUGAAAGACGACGAGGAGAAAAAGGGCAAGAAGGUGAAGCUCAAAAAGUGAAAAAAAGCAAAAAGAAGGGAAAAACAAAAAAGCCCGAUAAGUUACAAGUGGGUUUAAAAGGGGAAAGUGGAAAAAUGCUACAAAAAUUAAAAUAA
Messenger RNA from Arctia plantaginis, 456 nucleotides. The record is from the annotation of a GenBank genome assembly. NCBI's taxonomy places the organism in Eukaryota, Metazoa, Arthropoda, Insecta, Lepidoptera, Erebidae.